UUUAUGCCCAGCUCUCCUGCACUCCAGAACUCAUCUACACCACACUUGGACAGACGCAAAUUCAGCGGCAGAGGAACUGGAGUGGAGGAGGCGACUGACUUCACCGCACCAGGCAGCAGGAGCAGCAGGAGCAAUAGUAGCAAUAGUCAGGGCAGCUGUCAUGUGAAUCAGCUGGACGAACAAGGAAGGAGAUAAACAACAACAUUCGGCGUCCCUAAAGCAAGGUUUGUCUGGUCUGGUGGCAGGAUGGCGGGGGCAGAGGUUUAUACCCCUGCAAACCCCACCUGUAAGAUCAUGACCUUCAGGCCCACCAUGGAGGAAUUUAAGGACUUCAACCAGUACCUAGUUUACAUGGAGUCUCAGGGAGCACACCGUGCAGGACUGGCUAAGGUGAUUCCUCCGAAAGGGUGGAAGCCUCGUCGUACCUAUGAUGACAUUGAUGAUCUGAUGAUUGAUGCCCCCAUCCAACAGAUGAUGGCUGGACAGUCAGGGCUCUUCACUCAGUACAACAUCCAGAAGAAGCCUCUUAGUGUGCAGGAGUUCAGACGACUAGCUAAUAGUGACAUGUACUGUACACCACGCUACCUGAAUUAUGAGGAUCUUGAGCGAAAGUACUGGAAGAAUCUCACCUUUGUUUCCCCCAUAUAUGGUGCAGAUGUCAGUGGAAGUCUCUAUGAUGAGGAUGUAGAGGAGUGGAAUAUCGGCCACCUGAACUCCAUCUUGGAUGUGAUUGAAGAGGACUGUGGUGUCUCCAUCCAGGGGGUCAACACUCCAUACCUGUACUUUGGCAUGUGGAAAACCACCUUUGCCUGGCACACUGAAGACAUGGAUCUUUACAGCAUCAACUACCUCCACUUUGGUGAACCCAAGUCUUGGUAUGCCAUACCUCCCGAGCAUGGAAAGAGACUUGAGCGUCUGGCUACAGGCUUCUUCCCCAAUAGCUUCAAGGGAUGUGAGGCUUUUCUCCGUCACAAGAUGACUCUGAUCUCCCCUUUUGUACUGAAGAAGUACGGCAUCCCCUUUGAUAAGAUUACUCAGGAAGCUGGAGAAUUUAUGAUCACCUUCCCUUAUGGCUACCAUGCUGGCUUCAAUCAUGGAUUCAACUGUGCAGAAUCAACAAACUUUGCAACUGUGCGCUGGAUAGACUAUGGCAAAGUGGCCACACAGUGCACAUGUAGCAAAGACAUGGUUAAGAUUUCCAUGGAACCCUUUGUGAAGCGCUUUCAGCCUGACCGUUACUCUAACUGGAUGGGGGGCAAGGACUUGAUCCCUAUUGAUCACACACUGGCCACUCCCAGAACAACACCAGAGCUGCAGAGUUGGUUGCAGAGGCGCCAGAAAACCAAGCCUACGAAUAACGGUAAUCAUUCUCGUAUGCGCUCCAAGCGGCUCAGAACCACAGAGGAACCAGUCGGCCUGGAUGCUGGGUCAAAUCAAAGCUGCAGCAGCAGCAGGAGGAAAGGCUUGAGUGGUUCGCCUGCACCAAAGAUGCGAAGGUCUGCAGCAGCAAGACACAGCAGGGAGGGAGACAAAGGGAAGAAAAAGGAAUCAGAGUCAAAUAAUGACGAGAAUCCGCUCGCUGUUCAGAUUUCUGUUCCCUGCACACAGGUGUGUGUAGUAAAGGUAAAUCGUGUAGAGAGUAAUACUCUUGGAAUUCCCAACAAAGAGUCUUUCGACAAAUCCCGGUGCCCUUCAUCUCCCUUCAUCUCUGCUGCUUCAUCAGUAAACACUGACUUGAAGUCAGAGACAGCCUCCCACUUUGAGCCUCAACACAUCUCAGGGUCAGGAGUCUCCAGCAUGACUCCUGAAGGACUCAGACAUUUUCCGGAGACUGCCGAGUUGCAUCCCAGGAUAAAAGACUCACAGAGUUGUGUUACUGGACUGCAAGACCCCUUAACAUCUCAGGAUUCUUCCAUCAGUGUCCCUUCUUCACCCGGCACAUCCACCCACACUAAAUGCACUUCUUCAGAAACUGAGAUGAAGCAGUGUCUCCCUGAUGUUGAUUUUCAGACGUCUAGUUCCUUAUCCAGGGACGACAGUUUAAGUCAAAAGCCAAAUGCUAACAGCUGCAUGGACACAUGUACUGAGAUUUACACUAACAACACUGCUGUAGCUGACAAUGUGGCCGAAACUGUCGAUCCAAUACAUAUCAGUCCACACUCGACAAAAGAAGCACUUUAUGAUAUUAAAUCCAAGCCAGCAGAGGGAGACAGUUGCACAUCAUGUGGCUCCAUCUCCUCUCCAGGACACAGCUGCCACUCAGAAAAAAGCAGUGAGGAACCACCACUGCUACAGAGAAAUGCUGUGGAAAUGCCACUACUCACACUGGAGCUGGCAGAUAAGAUUGGAAUCUGCCCUUUGCCACCUGUACUGACCCAAGAAAUGCCUGCUCUUACCCCCGCAGAUGAUGGGCUGAUUGAUGCCCCUAAAACUUUGACAAGUAGCUACCAGGUGGCACCUCUGUUACAUCCAGAGAGAACAAUCGGUUCUUUGUCCUCACAUGAUGUAAGACAGGGUGAAAAAGAGACUGAAGUAAUAUCAAAAGAGGCUUCUGCUGGAAAACAUGACGACAGCUGGCAUUUAGAUUCUCAAAAUAAUUGCGAAGCGGCAGGAGCUCCUAGAUUAGAAGGAGAUGUGGCUCAUUUAACUGCAAAUGCUACAGACAAAAAGACAUCUUGUGGUGUCCAAAUACUAAUAAAGUCUCAAACUACUGCAGAAAAAAAUAAUUCAAAGUUGAGAGAUCUUACUUCUGCAUGUAAUGACGCUACUUCUGGACAGCUCCUUGAGAGUAGUUCACCUCACUCAGUGGUGUCAAGUAGAGAUGACUUCGAUGACCCAUCUAAAAAAAAGAGCACAUCUUGUGUCAGCACUCCUCACUCUUUUGUUGGCAGUACAUCAAACAACAACUUCUCAGGCUCUCCCCCCUCAUUAUCCGUUCAGAGUGACAGAGCUCCAGCGUUAGAGGUAAACCACCUGGUGACAUAUUCAGCUUCACAUUGUAGUUUCCAGAAUCCAUACGUUGAGCCCAAACCAUUUUCCAGCAGCAUUUGGAAAAACCUGAGUUCCCAGAGUCCUGCAGUACUCAUUCAAAGUCUAAACUCAGAUCUGCCCUCUGACUUUACCCAUGAUCCUUUACCUUACACCAUGUGGACUGAACCACAGUGCAAAGAGGUCACAAACCUGGAGGACUGUGACCAAAAGUCAGCCAACCAGGAAGAGGAAAGCGGACCUCUCAUCUGGGCGCAGCUCGAGCCCACCUCCCUUGUGUCUGUUGGUGCAACUGAGCCUCUGGGGAUUGGUGAGCUUCAGAAGGGAAACAUGGAGGGAACUGAGGCCCUUGCCCUCUACAGGGAACUGGGGAGACAAAAGCAGGCAGGGGGGAGUCGAUAUUCAGACGCUAAUGUUCUAGGUUUCGGAAGGAGACGAGUAGAGCAGGAUGUGGUAUCUGACACAGAUGAAGAGGAGCCUAAUCCUGAAGAGGAGCACCAACAGAAUAGGGUUAGGGGAGAGAGCUGUAGUGACUCUUCUGAUGAGGACGAAUAUGAGGAGGAAGAAAAUGAUACGGUCCGCUAUGGCUGUGAUAAAUCAAACCUCGAGCCUGGAGAGGUGUGCGCUUACCCUCCUCUUGCGAUGAAGAGGAUUGCGAAGAGCUGGCGCCACCCACUCAGAAAGCCCACCGCAAGGGCUGUACCCACUGCUGUCAAACAACAAAGCACUAGUGAUGAUGAGCCCCCUGAGGCGAGCCUGGCAGAGGAGGAGGAUGAGCAGGAAAUGGAAGCGUGGGCAAAGCCCAUCAUCUACCUGUGGCAAAGCAAAAAGAGCUGCUUCACAGCAGAGAGGGAGUACAAUGGUCAUGCAGCCACCAUGGCACCCUACUGUGCUGUCUGCACUCUCUUCAUGCCCUACUACCAGCCUGAAGACAAAGCAGAGGAUAAAAACUACACCACGACUUCAGACACUUCCAUUACUCCUGCUCCAGCAGACUGCCCUGUUUUCCACAGUGGAGGUCUGAGGAGGACGAAGCCCCUCAUCCCAGAGAUCUGCUUUUCCUUCCGGGAGCAGAACUGCCCCCCCACACCAACCAACCCUCUGCUGCAGGAGGACGGCACCUCGCCUCUGCUCUCCUGCCAAGGCUGUUGUUUGCAAGUACACGCAAGUUGCUAUGGCGUCUCUGCAGAUGACGUCAACGAGCAGUGGUCAUGUGACCGAUGCACAGAAGGAAGCUUUACAGCAGAAUGCUGUCUGUGUAACCUCAGAGGGGGUGCGCUGAAGAAAACCCAAAACGACAAAUGGGCUCACAUUAUAUGCGCAAUCGCUCUGCCAGAGGCCCGGUUCAGCGAUGAAGCUAAGAGAAGUCCCAUUGACACCAGCAGAAUUCCCAUGCAGCGUUUCAAACUGAAGUGCAUCUAUUGCCGUAAACGCUGUGCAGGGAAGCGUCAGGCUGGUGCUUGUAUCCAGUGCUCAUGUGGCCGAUGUCCCACUUCCUUUCAUGUGACCUGUGCCCACGCGGCCGGCGUCGUCAUGGAGCCGGAUGAUUGGCCAUAUGUCGUGUCAAUCACCUGCCACAGACAUCAGUCACGGAGCUCUUCAGCUAAGCAGCGAGCGUGCCAGUCGUCCAUCGCUCUGGGUCAGACCGUGAUCUCCAAACACAAGAACCUGCGCUACUACAGCUCCAAGGUCACUCAGAUCAGCUCCCAGGUGUUCUACGAGGUCAUGUUUGACGACGGCUCCUUCUCCAAUGACACCUACCCCGAGGACAUCGUGAGCAGAGACUGUGUGAAUCUGGGACCUCCUGAAGUGGGAGAAGCUGUGCAAGUGAAAUGGCCCGACGGACUCUUCUACGACGCCAAAUACCUCGGAUCUAACGUUUCCUACAUGUACCAGGUGGAGUUCGAAGAUGGAUCCCAAGUGCUGGCGAAGAGAGAAGAUGUUUAUACGUUAGAUGAAGACCUGCCUAAAAAGGUGAAACGUAGACUUUCCACUGCAUCAAGCAUGCGUUUCCAGGACGCCUUCUUCACAACUCAGGGGGAAAGGAAACGACAAAGAACUCCCAACUCACGCUUCCAGAGAGACUUUGUGGCCCUCCCAGGCCUCCGUGCCACUUGUAAAAGCACAUGGGAGCAUCGCAGCCACAAAGGGAAAUGAUGUCACAGACGAGGAUCAGUGACAAAUGAAUGCACUGUGGAGGGAUGUGGAAGGUUGUGUGUCCGCAUGUGAGUGUGGGUGUGCGUGUGAGUGAGUGCGCGUGGGUACGGUUGCUCGUGUGGUUCAGUUUCUACCUUCAUGUAGUAAACUUUCCUACAUAGUUAAAUUCUGUAGAAUGUAUAUUUCUGAUUGGGGGAUAGAUUACGGCUACAGCCUGGAGAAGACCUUUGAUUGGACGGCUGGACUCAUUGAACAGGCAAACAGAGCCCAGUGCUUUCACAUCUGUCAGGGAAAAUAAAUGUGACUCACAACUGUCACCGUGCCCCUUUUUCAACUUAAUUUACGUCUUUGUAUAUGAAAAAUUCAGAACAGAUUUUUUCUAAAUGGGUCUCCUAAGUUAGCUUUUUAGGAGUCUGUUAUUUCCAGGUUUGUUUUUUUGAAUAUUUAUGCACUUUUCUCGUCGUGUUCUCCUUUUCUUUGCAUGUUAAACACAGUCUCCUUCCUGCUUCUGCUGGGCCCAGUUUUGUUCAAGCACAAUGGCUUCUUCUCUGUACGUUCCUUUAUGUCCGUAUCGACCCACAUGAAUUGUCUGAGUUGAUAAGGAAAAAGAAAAAAAAAAAUCAAAUUUUCAGUCAGUUCCUGAGGUAAAGGACUGAGACAGGGAGCCAUGCCUGUUUGUUGGAUUUUGUGCCCCACUAAUGUGAAUUGCUACUGUUGCUCUGAUGAAUCACACACAUUGUUAAAAUAAUUUAAAAUUUGUAUUUAUUUUUUUGGCUUGCUAUAGUUAAACUAUUGCUAACUGCUGUAAGAAAAACAAUAAACAUUACAUUUGUACAUGA
This is a messenger RNA of Cynoglossus semilaevis (tongue sole), 5984 nucleotides long. It is a transcript of the gene kdm4c, whose product is annotated as lysine (K)-specific demethylase 4C. Gene Ontology annotation, molecular function: histone H3K36 demethylase activity; histone H3K9 demethylase activity. Gene Ontology annotation, cellular component: nucleus; chromatin. The record is from RefSeq and is a predicted model, not a curated record. The transcript is spliced from 22 exons. Lineage: Eukaryota; Metazoa; Chordata; Actinopteri; Pleuronectiformes; Cynoglossidae. Gene Ontology annotation, biological process: chromatin remodeling; regulation of gene expression. The coding region runs from base 247 to 5145 and encodes 1632 amino acids.